GUAAGGGAACGUGGCUUUCCCCGCAGCGCCCGUCUUCCCGUCUUGCGUCUCUGCUGCGGCGGCUGGAGCUGGAGUCGGACCCGGAGCGCAGCGUCGCCAUGGACUCGGCCCUCAGCGACCCGCACAACGGCAGCGCCGAGGCAGGCGGCGCAGCCAACGGCACGACGCGGCCGCCUUCCACGCCCGAGGGCAUCGCGCUGGCCUACGGCAGCCUCCUGCUCAUGGCGCUGCUGCCCAUCUUCUUCGGCGCCCUGCGCUCCGUGCGCUGCGCGCGCGGCAAGAACGCCUCAGACAUGCCUGAGACUAUCACCAGCCGGGACGCCGCCCGGUUCCCUAUCAUCGCCAGCUGCACGCUCUUGGGGCUCUAUCUCUUUUUCAAAAUAUUCUCCCAGGAGUACAUCAACCUCUUGCUGUCCAUGUAUUUCUUCGUGUUGGGGAUCCUGGCCCUGUCCCACACCAUCAGCCCCUUCAUGAAUAAGUUUUUUCCAGCCAACUUCCCAAAUCGACAGUACCAGCUGCUCUUCACGCAGGGCUCUGGGGAGAACAAGGAAGAGAUCAUCAAUUAUGAGUUUGACGCCAAGGACCUGGUAUGCCUGGGCCUGAGCAGCAUCGUUGGCGUCUGGUACCUGCUGAGGAAGCACUGGAUUGCCAACAAUCUCUUUGGCCUGGCCUUCUCCCUUAACGGGGUGGAGCUCCUGCAUUUAAACAACGUCAGCACCGGCUGCAUCCUGCUAGGCGGGCUCUUCAUCUACGAUGUCUUCUGGGUAUUUGGCACCAAUGUGAUGGUGACAGUGGCCAAGUCCUUUGAGGCACCAAUAAAAUUGGUGUUUCCCCAGGACCUACUGGAGAAGGGCCUCGAAGCGGACAACUUUGCCAUGCUGGGACUUGGAGAUAUCGUCAUUCCGGGGAUCUUCAUUGCCUUGCUGCUACGGUUUGACAUCAGCUUAAAGAAGAACACCCACACCUAUUUCUACACCAGCUUCGCAGCCUACAUCUUCGGCCUGGGCCUCACCAUCUUCAUCAUGCACAUCUUCAAGCAUGCCCAGCCUGCCCUUCUGUACCUGGUCCCCGCCUGCAUCGGCUUUCCUGUCCUGGUGGCACUGGCCAAGGGGGAAGUGACAGAGAUGUUCAGCUACGAGUCCUCGGCGGAAAUCCUGCCUCACACCCCGAGGCUCACCCACUUCCCCACAGUCUCGGGCUCCCCAGCCAGCCUGGCCGACUCCAUGCAACAGAAGCUAGCUGGCCCUCGCCGCCGGCGCCCGCAGAAUCCCAGCGCCAUUUAUGAGGAGUCAAACCCUAAGGAUGCAGCAGCAGUGACAGAGGGAUCCAAAGAGGGAACAGAGGCCUCGGCAUCGAAGGGGCUGGAGAAGAAGGAGAAAUGAUACAGCUGGGGCCUGACCCUCUGAGGGCCAGGCCAGGCAGGCGGGGGCAGGCCAGCACAGGCCUGCGCGGGCAGAGGGCAUCAGAGGGCAUCGGAGGCCAAGGGUGCGGGAGGCCGGGCAGCUUCAGGAGAGGGGCGGGGGCAACAGGAUCCCUCCAGCGGGGCCUCCCAUGGCCUGGUUCCUUCAUCCUCCUUCUCUGGCCUUCUUCUGCCCCUUCCCAUCCCCUGCAGGCAAAAGAAGCCCCAACUUCCCUCACCCUCCCAGAUGCCAGGCGGGAAAAGUGGAUCUGAUUUUUAGAUUUUUGUAUUGUGGACUGACUUUGCCUUACAUUAAAAAUUCAUCCCAGGGGUGCCUGGGUGGCUCAG
Molecule: messenger RNA, 1747 nt
Organism: Neomonachus schauinslandi (Hawaiian monk seal)
Lineage: Eukaryota; Metazoa; Chordata; Mammalia; Carnivora; Phocidae
Gene: HM13
Product: histocompatibility minor 13
Exons: 13
Coding region: 99-1382 (427 amino acids)
Biological process (GO): membrane protein proteolysis
Cellular component (GO): membrane; lumenal side of endoplasmic reticulum membrane; cytoplasmic side of endoplasmic reticulum membrane
Molecular function (GO): aspartic endopeptidase activity, intramembrane cleaving
Source: RefSeq, a predicted model, not a curated record